Messenger RNA from Hippoglossus stenolepis (Pacific halibut), 4944 nucleotides. It is a transcript of the gene slc43a1b, whose product is annotated as solute carrier family 43 member 1b. Bases 201 to 1832 code for a protein of 543 amino acids. Gene Ontology annotation, molecular function: L-amino acid transmembrane transporter activity; neutral L-amino acid transmembrane transporter activity. Gene Ontology annotation, biological process: neutral amino acid transport; transmembrane transport. The transcript is spliced from 15 exons. NCBI's taxonomy places the organism in Eukaryota, Metazoa, Chordata, Actinopteri, Pleuronectiformes, Pleuronectidae. The record is from RefSeq and is a predicted model, not a curated record.
UUGAGCUCCAUUUAGACAAACUGUACACAGAGAGGGAGAGCGUCACUGUGAGCGCACAUGUGCCAGUUAGUACACCUGCCACUUGGAGAGAAGGAUAUCACACUCCCAGGUCUGAAGGGGAAUUCAACUUUUGCUGUUGGGAAACAGAGGCAACAACUAAUACUGACCAUCCACUGGAGCAGAACAACUUUUAGACUGUCAUGGCUCCUAGCUUGGCCCAGGCGUACAGGAGGAGAUGGUGGAUGGCCGUUACAGCCAUCAUAGAGAACCUGCUCUUCUCAGCUGUUCUGCUGGGCUGGGGCUCACUACUCAUCAUGCUGAAGAAAGAAGGCUUCUAUUCCCACCUCUGCAUUGAUAAUGAGACCGUCAGCAAUAACGUAACUUCCUUGAAGAGCGAUGUUUGGAAGAGUUGUGUGGAGCAGGAAGAGACAUUGAAUCUUGGCUUCACCAUUGGCUCGUUCCUCUUGAGUGCAGCUACUCUACCUCUGGGGAUCUUAAUGGAUAGAUAUGGGCCCCGACCAUUAAGGCUCGUUGGCAGUUCAUGUUUUGCAGCCUCCUGUGGAAUUAUAGCUGCGGCUGCAUACAACCCUGAAGUGCUGUCAGUCCUCAUUUUCUUCGCUGUCUCCUUUAAUGGCUUUGGAGGAAUCUGUCUGACCUUCACCUCACUCACACUGCCAAACAUGUUUGGGAAUUUACGAUCAACCAUCCUCUCCCUUAUGAUUGGAUCCUAUGCUUCUUCAGCCGUUACCUUCCCUGGUGUCAAGUUGAUUUAUGACCUUGGCGUGUCGUUCCGUGUCAUCAUGUGGGUUUGGUCUGGUAUGGCCUGCCUGGUCUUCUUCAACUGCCUCCUGAACUGGCCUGCUGAAUCCUUCCCUGCACCUGAAGACAUCAGAUAUACUAAAAGGGUGAAGAUGAGUGGGGUUGUGACAGAGGACAAGAUGACUGGAGACAGGUACGUCACUCAUGUCAACCUCAUGGAAGACAUGAUGGAGGGCAAGAAGCCAGAACCCGAUCAGACAGACUCACAAAGCAGAGCCCAGGGUUCCGUGCCACUCUGUGUUUCUGUGUGCUCCCCUAUCUUGCUGUGGAGUCUCAUCACCAUGGCAAUGACCCAGCUGCGGCUGAUCUUCUUCAUGGGUGCCAUAAACAAGAUGGUGGAGUUUCUGGUCACCCACGGCAACCCCAACCCCUCAGAAAAGCUGCAAAAGGAGGUGGAGGAACAAGUUGGUUUCUACUCUUCUAUCUUCGGUUCAAUGCAGCUGCUGUGUCUACUGACUUGUCCUUUGAUUGGUUACAUCAUGGACUGGAGAUUGAGGGAGUGUGAAGAGGAAAAUGCAAACACACAAACACAGAAGAGCCAAUCAGAUCCUCCAAAGAGAGACCGAAAGAUCCAGAAACUGACGAAUGCCAUGAGAGCUUUCAUCUUCACCAACCUUCUUUUGGUCGCCUUUGGAAUCCUUUCCUUGAUUGACAACCUGCCCCUACAGGUGGUGUCAUUUGUUCUGCAUACUAUAGUGAGAGGAUUUAUCCAUUCCUGCUGUGGAGGCCUCUAUGCCGCUGUGUAUCCAGCCAACCACUUUGGGACACUGACCGGCAUGCAGUCAAUGAUCAGUGCUGCUUUUGCCUUGCUCCAACAGCCACUGUUCAUACUGAUGUUGGGACACCUCAAUGGAGAUCCUUACUGGAUCAAUCUGGGACUCCUCAUCUUCUCCAUGGCUGGCUUCCUGUUGCCGGGCUAUCUCUUCUACCACCGUAGAAACCUGAUAAAGGCAAAGAGACAAACCGAUUUGCACGCAGCUAAAGGAUACACACCAAAUGGGCAUUCUGAUUAAGAUUAUUGACAGGAGUAAAUGAUUGAUUUAUUUUUUUGUUAUCACUUUUCAGUAGAUUAUGAAUGUAAAAUAGAAGACAUACUUGUAACCCCCCCUGUCAGACUUCUCAUUUAGAAAAAUUCCAUCACCUAAGAAUGACUGGCGGUGUCUCAGUGGUCAGCACUGUGGCUUCACAGUGGAGCCCUGUGUUUCAAAUUCAGCGAUGUUCUUUCUUGUGUGCCCUGUUUAUGGGAGUUCACUUUCUCCACUUACAGCCUAAAUUACCUAUAUGUGAGAAUAAGUGCACACCGGGAAAUCUCUGCAUGCAAGUGCAUCAUUGAAUGUGCUUGUGUGUUAAGUAUCCAUCACAUUAAACACCAAAAAUACAAUACAAUAAAGCAUGUUUUAUCAUUUAAGCUUAAUUAGUGCCAAUUAGAGGAGCAUAAUUUGUUACCCCAUAAGAUAAUAGGGUAAUUGUCACCUAUGGCAACAGAGGGUGUUGUUCAACAGAACUCAGUCUUGCUUUAAGUGGUCAUAUUAAGAUAGCAGGCCUGAAAAUAAUUCGAAAUUGUAGCCACAGUCUCACAUAUACGAAAUAUAUAUGACAAUUUGCAGUGUAGGUGAUGAUUUCACUUGGUAGUUUCUGCUCUUGAAGAGGCUACAAGAAGCCCCAUAGUAAAUAACCCUCAGGUAGUGUUACAAAUAGUCCCCGGUGGGCUUUAAAUAAAGAGUUUGACAGUUGGGGAAAUACUAUUUAUUACCGUACUGAAAGUUAGAUAGAAAAAUUAUGUCUUUGUGUGGAUUUGUACAUGUAUUUGAUUAGUUAGUUAAGCUAGAUCUUAGCAUAGCUUAGCAUACAAACUGAAAGCAGCCAGCCUGGAUAUGUCCACCUACCGACAUCUUGGUCACUGUUGUUGAGAUCAACUUUAAUGUUUGUUUGGUAACUGAAGCAGAUGAAAGUUUUCCUUUAGGUUGCAGUUCAUCGUGACCUAGUGAAUUCAGGUCAUGUAUAGGAGUGCACUAGCUUCAGGUUUACAUUGGUGUGUUUCUCUAUUUAUCUCUAUUAUCGUGACAGCUAUGGGAAAAUAUUGUAACAGGGAUAUAUGAAUUUAAUUCCUUUGUUUGUGGCUUUAAAUUCUAAACUGGUGCCAGAUGUUUCUUGUACAAGAGCCUUGAAUGUAACUUGACCCCGACUUGUGUUUAUUUCAUUCCCUGGAGAAUAUCAGCUCAUAAAAGUGAGAACUGGCAGGAAGUGCUUUAGGACAUUUUUCUGUGACCAGAAGUAAUUUUAUCUAAGUUUAUUACAUCUUUUCAUAAUACAAGACAGAACAUUUGCUGCCCUGGCUAAAGCAAUCAUGACCUCCCCUUAAAGCAGAAAAUGAAGCAAAUAUUUACUGACAGAGAAACACUUUGGAAACUUGUUAACGAAUUGGAAUUGUCAACUGGUUUCUCUCUGAAUUACUCUAAAUUCAUAGCAGCAAAACCAAGCAGCCUUUAUAUUAACAUUCACAUAGCAUUCAACUCUCUCUUAUAUGUGAGAUAUUUGUAUGAUUCUGUAAAUGCGGUGUUUGGAAGUUUAAAAGUUUUUUGGGGAAGUUAUGCUGUUUAAUGCUCCAGUGCAUAAUGUUUUUUUCAGUCGGUUUGCUAAAUUGUUAAUUUGUUGUUGAUAUUUAUUUGCUGAUUUAACAAGACAUCACAAUCUACAGAUGUGUUGGCCAAUUACAGCUCUGUAAUGGUUUAGGGCCUUCAAUGUCAGUAUGAAAUAGUGUGAGACACAAUCACUUCCAGUUGUGAAUCAACACAUUCAGUCCACCCAGUCUGCUCAAUCUGUUUAAACUUUGAUCCGGGAAAGAAGCAAGGCUCUCCAGUGUACAUGCAGUAUGAGUGAGGGGGGUGUAACUGCCCUCUCUAUCAGAAGUAUUUUUAUUUUUUUUAUACUUCAAAUGUCCAUUCAAUUAAUACAUUAAUAUGAGCAGAGGCAAAGUACACUCACAUGAUGGGGACCAAAGCAGGAGGGGACAUAAAAUGAAUGCAGUCUCUGUCAUUGUCCUUGGACUCAUAACAGCCCUGUUAUUAUCCCUGCUGGUUGCAUAAUUUCAUUGUGCAGUUAUAAAAGAGUAUAUAAAUGAGAGGUCAGUCUCACCCUCUCUUAAGCUGGCAGGGCACUGGACAGCCUCAAAAUGUUGCGGAUCAGAGUUCUAUCAGUUUGAAAGCUUGCAAAGUAAAGAAAGCCAGUCGGUUCACAACCAGAAGCAAAUGUUUGUCACACUGUCAUGAAUGUGAUUGUCAUCUAAUUGCAGCAUAAGUAUUAUUUUUUCAUACCUGAAGUGGGUGAAGAUCUGCUCUGUCCGUCCUCUGAUUGACUUACCCUGACCCUCACCAAUUAUCAUGCUUAAAGCCAAAGCCAACCCUACCAAAGAGUGCAACAAGUACAAGCGUAUAUACUAGGGUAGGGAGUACCCGGCCUCUGAUUGGUCUUUGCCCACCUCAAGUGGCAAUAAAACAAGAUGUGCCGCCAGGAGGACCAAAAUGAGGAGGAGGAGUUAAUGUAACAGGAAGUAAAUUGACUGAGGAUUUUGGUGAACAUGCUGGUCCCAUGAAUAUAACAAUAAAUAAAUAAUACAUUACACUUUAAGUGUUGAGGUGACUGGAACAACCAUUCCCCCUCCUCUCCUCCUCCUCCACCAAAGCUUUUCUGCGCAGGAACAGACUUGUUUAAAGAAACAAAAAAAGGAGGUUGGGAAAAGUAGGUAACUGUAUAAAGUUUAAAGAGUAUUAAAGUACAUACAACAGUAAAGCUGAUUUAUUUUACCGCUGCAAUUAUAUAAGCAAGCAAUGUCAGAUAUGAUGAAAAAAGAUAUUAAACUGUGUGUUGUUGUGAGUGCCUGCAUGUUGACAGCACAACAGGGCUUCAGGUAACUGUCAAGAGAUAGUGGAUCCAGUGACAAUAAUUGGAUGAUCAUAUUUAUCCAGUGGUUAUAUCAUGACAUGUAAAAUUGUUGUAAUGUGUGCCUGUGUGUGACAUAUGUAAGCUUUGCAAGGCUUGCCUUGGUUUGAGCCAUAUUAAGUGAAAUAUCAAGUGUUUUGAUUUAAAAGCAGCAUUCGCACAAAUAAAGAAAACUAUUUUGUUUGA